AUUACAACUCAUAGGUUCCCCUCUUAGAAAAGAAAAGAAAAGAAAAUAAUAAAAAAAUUACAACUCAUAAGCUGCAAUUGUUUAUCGAUAAACAUCCACUAUUGUUUUGUUUAUUCAUGUUUUAAAUGUUGAAAGUGGAAAUGGGUGACGGGUCCUGUUUUGUUUACUCAAAUCAAAUGUUGGGAGAAACAAAUAUUCAAUACGAGGCAGAGUAUUAUUCUUAUGAUGGGCACACCCGUUUUCAGGGGUUAUACGGAAGAACAUCUCUCUAAGACAGACCCUUUUCAGUCUAUGCGGCUUUUGCUCAUCCCUUCCUACUCCAAGAACUCUUCUUGACUGGAUCUUGACUUGACGACGAUCCAGUCAACAAUUGCGUUCUACGUCUUGGCGAAUGAAAAUCUCUGCUAUCAAUCACCUGAAUUGGAUUUCUUACUGAUUUGCUACUGUCAAUUUUAUCUAUUUUGUGGAACAGUGAAAGUCUGAAAGUCCACCACCACACCGGCCGUCUUCCUAACUCUCUCACCAGGUUUCUCUCCUUGCCUGAGGCUGCAAACAAGUGCGGCGAGUCCUCGGCCACGACCAUACACGGACCAGCUGCAGUGUGAUCUGGUAUUGUUCAAUUCAGACUAAUUAAAGCAAGAGUGGUUAAGAAAAGCGAAACAGAGAGAACAUACUGCCUUUCCUUCUCUCUCUCUAGGAAAACUACUGAGACAAAGAUGAACAACUAAAAUCAAACCCUGUUUGGGAUUUGGAUUUUUCAUGGCUGGGAAGGAGCUCGCGCUUGCACCUACUUUCUGGUGCUUUUGAUUACGAGGGUCAUUGCUUACACCAAUUUGUAACUUAUAUAAGAUGGCUGAAAGUUGGGAUGGAAGCUAUGAUCCUGGCAGCCCCUCAGAUGACAGCCGGCAAUUUGAGAACGUAGAGCCAAUAUAUGAUGCAUUUGUCUGUCCUUUAACAAAGCAAGUAAUGCGCGAUCCUGUUACGUUAGAAAAUGGGCAAACAUUUGAGCGUGAAGCAAUUGAAAAGUGGUUCAAGGAAUGCCUCGACAGUGGAAGGAAGUUGCAGUGUCCAUUGACGCUGAAAGAAUUACGAAACAGAGAUUUGAAACCAAGCAUAGCUUUACGGAACACCAUUGAAGAGUGGAAUGCCAGGAAUGAAGCUGCUCAGCUUGAUAAGGCUCGCAGGUCAUUGAAUUUGAACGCUCCAGAAAAUGAAGUUCUUAUGUCCUUGAAGUUUGUUCAGCACAUCUGCCAAAAAAGUAGGUCGAGCAAGCAUAUUGCACGAAGUGCAGGGUUGAUACCUAUGAUUAUUGACAUGUUAAAGAGUAGCAUCCGUAAAGUUAGAUGUAGAGCUUUGGAAACCCUUAGAAUUGUGGUGGAAGACAAUGAUGAAAAUAAGGAAAUGGUUGCUGAGGGGGACACUGUCCGCACUAUUGUAAAGUUCUUAUCUCAUGAGCAAUCUAAAGAGAGGGAGGAAGCUGUCUUUUUGCUGUACGAACUUUCACAAUCUGAAUCACUGUGUGAAAAGAUUGGUGCAGUCAAUGGAGCUAUUCUUAUAUUGUUAGGAAUGACAAGCAGCAAAUCAGAGAAUCUUUUAACUGUAGAGAAAGCAGACAAAACACUAGAGAAUCUGGAGAAGUGUGAGAACAAUGUGCGUCAGAUGGCUGAAAAUGGUAGACUGCAGCCUCUUCUGACACAAAUUCUUGAAGGCCCUCCAGAAACCAAACUGUCCAUGGCCAAUUUCCUCGGUGAACUGGUUUUGAACAAUGAUGUGAAGGUCCUUGUAGCUAGAACUGUGGGUUCCUCUUUGAUCAAUCUCAUGAAAAGCGGUAAUAUGCAGUCAAGAGAAGCUUCUCUAAAAGCUUUAAAUCAGAUUUCUUGUGAGGCAAGUGCUAGGGUGUUGAUAGAUGCAGGGAUACUUCCUCCUCUUGUGAGGGACCUUUUUGCUGUUGGUGCUAAUCAUCUAUCUAUGAAACUAAAAGAGAUUUCUGCAACAAUUCUUGCUAAUGUUGUGAACUCAGGUUAUGACUGUGAGUCGGUUCCUCUUGGACCUGAUAACCAGACUUUGGUCUCAGAAAACAUAGUACAUAGCCUUCUACAUCUCAUUAGCAACACUGGCCCAGCAAUUGAAUGUAAGCUUCUUCAGGUUCUUGUUGGGCUCACUCACACUCCCUCUACUGUGAUGAAUGUUGUUGCUGCUAUUAAAAGCUCUGGUGCCACUAUCAGUUUGGUUCAGUUCAUCGAGGCUCCACAAAAGGAAUUGCGUGUGGCUUCAAUAAAACUUCUUCAGAACCUUUCCCCGUAUAUGGGUCAGGAACUAGCUGAUGCUUUACGUGGCACAGUUGGCCAGCUAGGAAGCCUGAUUAGAGUUAUAUCAGAAAAUGUUGGCAUCACUGAAGAGCAAGCUGCAGCGGUUGGCCUCUUAGCUGAGCUGCCAGAGAGAGAUUUAGGCCUCACUCGACAGAUGCUAGAUGAAGGGGCCUUUGAACUUGUCUACACAAAGGUAGUUAAAAUUCGACAGGGAGAGACCAAGGGGGCUCGCUUUGUGACACCGUUUUUGGAAGGGCUUGUUCGAGUUCUUUCAAGAGUUACAUUUGUACUUGCUGAUGAGCAGGCUGCAAUCGAUCUCUGCCGAGAGUAUAAUCUUGCUGCAUUGUUUGUCGACCUUCUUCAAGCUAAUGGACUUGACAACGUGCAGAUGAGUUCUGCAACAGCCUUGGACAACCUCUCACAAGAAUCCAAAAAUUUGACAAGACUUCCAGACAUGCCAGCACCUAGUUUUUGUGCCUCAGUCUUUCCAUGUUUUAGUAAACAACCUGUGAUAAGCGGAUUGUGUGGAGUCCACAGGGGUACAUGCAGUCUCAGAGAGAGUUUUUGUCUUUUGGAAGGACAGGUUGUGGACAAAUUGGUAGCACUUUUAGACCACACAAAUGAGAAGGUGGUCGAGGCAGCACUGGCUGCUAUAUCGACUUUGUUGGAUGAUGAAGUUGAUAUUGAACAAGGAGUGAAGGUGUUGUGUGAGGUUGAGGGAGUCAGACCUAUACUAGAUGUGCUGUUGGAGAAACGAACGGAAACAUUGAGGAGAAGAUCAGUGUGGGCAGUUGAGAGACUUUUGCGGAUUGAGGAGAUAGCCUAUGAAGUUUCUGGUGAUCCAAAUUUAAGUACUGCUCUUGUUGAUGCCUUUCAGCAUGGUGACUACAGAACUCGACAAAUAGCCGAACGUGCCUUGAAACAUGUCGAUAGGUUACCAAACUUCUCUGGGAUUUUUCCCAACAUGGGGUAAGAACUUUUUUUUUUUGGUGUGGUUUAUGCUUACUUCCAAAUCCAGUGGAAGGUAUAUAUUGUUGUAUACAAGAUUUCCCACUUGUAGAUGAUUUUUGAACCAUGUUCAUUUGUUUUUUUUUCUCUUCCUCUUCUUCAUGAUGCAAGAUUUUCAUCUAUUUAUGCAUUUUUCAUAUCAUACAUUGAGGCUCGGGCUGAAAACUGUCAUUCCUUUUCUCAUUGUUUAUUCAUUAUUACUUUGUCCACUAUAAUUUUUUCAGUCUGCAACUCUAUAUGUAUAAAGUUGCGCCAUUUCAAA
Cannabis sativa is the source of this 3579-nucleotide messenger RNA. RefSeq names its product U-box domain-containing protein 44. The coding region runs from base 850 to 3282 and encodes 810 amino acids. The record is from RefSeq and is a predicted model, not a curated record. Gene Ontology annotation, biological process: protein ubiquitination. The transcript is spliced from 6 exons. Gene Ontology annotation, molecular function: protein binding; ubiquitin-protein transferase activity. Lineage: Eukaryota; Viridiplantae; Streptophyta; Magnoliopsida; Rosales; Cannabaceae.